AUGCCAGACCUAACUAAUACGGUUGAAGAUGGUGCGUCGCGCUUGAAAGCGGUAUUCUAUACUCAACCGCUUUUGAAUGUGCAAAACCGAGGCCAACCGUAUAAAUGGCAUACGGCUAAGCCCCCGCGCGGCCCGUUCAUAGUCGUAGUUCCAGCAUUAGUUCUGACAUCAGACGGCAAAAUUCAAGGGUGCACUCCUGCCUUUUGCGAGAUGGUAGGCUUGGCGGAGGAGGAAACUGUAGGCAGCAAUUUCUUGAACUUCGUACAUGAAGAUGAGAGGGAUUGCGUCCAGAGUGCACUUGGCGCGGCGAAAGAGACAUUUGUUGACCUGCGAAUUUCUCGCCACUUAGCCGACUGCGCAUGGUUGGAAGCGAAGCUAACAAGAUGCGGACGUGACGGCGAGCCGCCACAGUUCGUUUGUAUAUUUCACGACAUAUCGCGAUGGAGAACAGUCGAGCUCAACGACAUGUCUGAGAUUGUACAGAAGCUCACGGUGCUGAUGGUGUCUCCAGAAUUCCAGCCAGAUGGCUCGAGGACACUAGAGAAGCUCCAAAAGUUUUGCCAGCCUUUGUUCGCUGGAGAAACAGUCACGGGAGAAUGGUGGCACUACAAUGCUGAGGGGACCCUCUUUCCAGUUCUUGUGAAAAUUCAGAAUGUCGUUUCCAAUGGGAAGAAUUACAUGGUCUGUGUCUGGCAUGACCUGACUGAAAUCAAGAGACGCGAGGCUGAUUUAGAGAAAGCGAAAGAGGCUGCAGAGGCUGCGAAUCAAGCCAAGAGCCAGUUUCUUGCUAACAUCAGCCACGAAAUCAGGACACCUAUGAAUGGCGUGAUUGGCGUUACUGAACUGCUCCUAAGGACCGAAUUGACAGAGGAGCAACGAUCAUACCUGGAGGUGGUGCGCUCAUCAGGAGAGACUCUUUUAAAUAUCAUCUCUGAUGUGCUUGAUAUCAGCAAGAUUGAGGCUCGAUCCAUAGCGUUGGAAUCCAUACCCUGCAGCCUCAGAGAAGCCAUUGAGGACUCACUGUCCUCAGUUCGGGUGUUAGCACUGCAGAAGGACCUAGAGCUCAACGCUUUUGUUGAGGAUGCCCUUCCUUCGAAGGUCAUUGGAGACCCUACGAGGAUUCGCCAAAUUUUGCUCAACCUGCUUUCCAAUGCAAUCAAAUUCACCGAGAGUGGUAAAAUUGAACUACGAGCCUUUAUCAAGGACUCCAAGAACUCGCUGGCAGUCCAUCCCCGGCUAUCACCAUGCACUUCACCAUGGGCGGAGGGUAAGGAGCCUGGAAAGCGGAUCAGGUUACUGGGUGAUGCUAAGGAUUCCACACAGAGCAGUGACUCAACGAACACUCUCAUUCAGUUUGAGGUGUCUGACACUGGAAUUGGAAUAUCUGAGGACAUGAUUCCGAAGCUUUUUCAACCAUUCACACAGGCAGAUGAGUCAACCUCAAGGAAGUACGGAGGCACAGGGCUGGGACUAGCCAUCUGCCAGUCCCUUGUGGCCCUCAUGGGGGGUAAAAUAUCAAUUUCAUCCACACUUAAUCAAGGCUCGACGUUCUGCUUCACUUUGCCAUUUCGAGUACCAGAGACAGCUUCAGGCAAACCACCAGGGACUUCUCCUCGGGUGUCCGCCUUAGGGAGGGACAAUCCUGUCCCUGGACUGCCAGCAGCAUCAGUGCACCUACCUCCCCUGCAUGUCUCAUUACCCCAUUCAACCUCCCUUGAGUCCUCUUCGCCAUCGAUAGAGCUGCGCUCGUUUGCAGGGCUGAGGUGUCUGGUGGUGGAGGACAAUCCGGUGAACCGAUUGGUGGUGGUGAGGCUGCUGGGCACCUUGCAGGUCACCUGUGAUGUGGCAGAGGAUGGGGUGAAGGCCUUGGCAGCAUGCCAAGCCAAGGAGUAUGACGUCAUCUUCAUGGAUGUUCACAUGCCAAAGAUGGAUGGAUUUGAGGCUACUCAGCGAAUCCGUCAGCUCAAGCAUGAUUCGCACCCGGCGCUUUUAGGUGUAGCCUGCGUCGCCCUAAUUUCUGCGCACGGCGAGCUGACGGAUUGCAGUUCGGCGUUUUCUGAAGCUCUUGGUUACGACCAGGCCGAAAUCAUCCACCGUCCGUUCGAAGAGAUUAUAGAUUCCAACCACAGAAGCCGUUUUCAGAGUGCACUGAAGAAGAAUCUCCAAAAAUCAGCGUUCGAGCUCCGCCUGAGAUGUCACAAUGGCGGCACUGCAUGGUUCGAUGUCGCCAUGACACCGGUCCUCGCAGAUUCCGCUAAUGGAUCAGUCUCGUCAUAUUGUUGCGUGUUCCAUAACAUAUCCGCCCGAAAAACUGCGGAGGAGCGGUUAUUGGAAGGGCUCGGAAUGUGCUUUAAGCUCUGUGGAGCAUCGUUAGGAGAAUUUGACCCUCCCUCUUUGUUUGAAGACCCAGAGACCUUUCUCCACCGGCUGAAGCUGGUUGAAGAGACUCUUAAGACAGGACAUGAGAAUGAGAAGUUUAGACGAAUAUUCGAAAUGUCCAUGGACCCGGUUUUCAUCGUUUCUGAUGACAUGGUCAUUCAGGAUUGCAACGAAGCAGCCGUCAAGAUCCUGAAAUUCAAGGAUAAAUCCGAGAUAGCGGGCAAGGUGAACGUUGCCAGCCUGACGCCUGAGUUCCAGCCAGACGGGACGAGAUCUGCUGACAAGUUGGCUCAGUUCAGCCGCCCGGUGUUCUCAGGAGAAGGCUCGGCCAUUGGCGAGUGGUGGCACUAUGCAUCAGAUAAAACCCUCAUUCCCGUCCUGGUGAAAGUUCAGUGCGUGCAAGCCAACGGGCGCAGCCACUUUGUGACAGUGUGGCACGACCUGACUGACAUAAAGCAGCAUGAGCAGGCGCUGCUCAAGGCGCGGGAGAACGCGGAGCGCGCCAACGCAUCCAAGAGCGAGUUCCUGGCCAAGAUCAGCCACGAGAUCCGCACCCCCAUGAACGGCGUCAUCGGCGUGGCGGACCUUCUGCUACAAACCCCUCUGAGCGACGAGCAGCGGUCGCUCCUCCAGGUGAUCCGCACGUCUGGGGACUCUCUGCUGAGGAUUAUCUCCGAUGUGUUGGAUAUCAGCAAGAUGGAGGCGCACUCGCUGCAGCUGGAGGCCGUGCCGUUUGACCUGCGGGCUGCAGUGGCUGAAGCGGAAUCCACCGUGCAUGUCCUCGUGCUGCAAAAGGGCAUCCAGCUCCUCGUUGACGUGGAUCCAGCAGUGCCGUCACUUGUGAUUGGGGACCCCAGCAGGCUGCGUCAGGUAUUGCUGAACCUCCUCUCCAACGCCAUCAAGUUCACUUCCAGGGGCCAUGUGAAAGUGCGUGUAAGCCUGUCAACAGCAGCUGAGAUUCUUCCAGCGUCAGCACAGCCAGAUGCAGUGACAACAGACCCACAAGCCGUGUCAGCUCAACAAGGAGCAGCGCCAUCAGAGCCUGAAACUGCAUCAGCGAAGCCUCAUGCAUCAUCACCAAAACCGAAAGCAUCUCCGACAAAACCCAGCCGAAAGAGAGUGAGAUGGGAAACGGAGGAUGAGAGGACUCGAGUCGAGGAUAAUGAGAAGAGGGCGAGGUUUGAGGAGGGGGAAAAGGGCGGCGAGAGGGCCAAUUACGAAGCUGGAAAGGAGAGUGACUCCUUGCAUAGGCAGGCGCUGGGAAGACAAGGUACAGCUAAGAUGGCAGGAAUGGGCACUGCUAGAGCUGGAAACGGGUUCCAAGAACGUGGCAAUCUGGCAGAUGAGAGAGAGAGAAUCGGCCAGGCGCGAGUACCAAGUGAAGGAGCUUGCUGCGACCAUGUGCCGUGUGGGCCGUCAGCUGAUGCAGAUGCUUCACCGGAGGAGCAGUCAGGCCCAUCAGAAACAGAGGCUGUCGAGCAACCAGGCCCAUCAGAAGCAGCAGAUGUGUCACGGGAGCUAUUAGACCCAGCAGCAGCAGCAGCAGCAGCAGCAGUUUUUUCGCCAGAGGAACAAUCACACCCACCAGUACCAACAGAUGUGAACGUUGCUGCUGAAGGCACAGCAGUGAAUAAGGCACAAUGCGAAGACAAAACCAUAGCAUCCAGCCCCGAGAACCAAUCUUCUUCUGCCUGCCCGUGUGAGAAUGAAACUCUUGAGAACAGGCCUCUAUCCCUGGAGAAGCCAGAGAAGCCGCGGGCAGUGAUGAUGCACUUUGAGGUGACGGACACUGGAAUAGGCAUUCCACAGCAGAUGCUGCCAAAGCUGUUCCAGCCUUUCACACAGGCGGACAAGUCCACGUCUAGGAGGUAUGGAGGCACGGGGCUGGGUCUGGCCAUCUGCAGGUCGCUUGUGGCGCUCAUGGGAGGCACCAUCUCCGCCUCCUCCCGCCCAGGCCACGGCUCCUGCUUCUCCUUCGCCCUGCCCUUCACUCUCCCCACUGAGACCUCCCUGGAGACGCCUGCCAGUGCUCACGUACCUGAAGCGACACGCACUCGUGAUUCUGCUAAGUGCACUGAGGCAGGCUGUGCUGGACCUGCAGUGGGGACUGGUGGGAUGGGUGGGAUGGGUGGGAUGGGUGUGAUGGGUGUGAUGGGUGUGAUGGGUGUGAUGGGUGGGGCGCCAGGAAUGGCUGUGGCCGAAGGCAAACAACAGAUGCCUGUUUUGAUUUCACCCAGGGUUGCUCCCAGAAGCCCACAUGCGCCAGCGCCAUUGACAGCACCCUUGGCAGCACCAUCCGGAGCACAGUCACCAGCACCAUCAGCAGCACCAUCAGCAAUAUCAUUGGCAGCACUACCUCGGUCACCCUCCCUGGAGUCCUUUUCUCUAGUAGCAGCAGCAGCGAUGCGCUCGUUUGCAGGGGUGAGGUGUCUGGUGGUGGAGGACAAUCCGGUGAACCGAUUGGUGGUGGUGAGGCUGCUGGGCAUCCUGCAGGUCACCUGUGACGUGGCAGAGGAUGGGGUUAAGGCCGUGGCAGCAUGCCAAGCCAAGGAGUAUGACGUCAUCUUCAUGGAUGUGCACAUGCCCGAAAUGGAUGGGUUUGAGGCGACUAGGAGGAUUCGCGAGAUUUCUGAAAUGAACAGCGGCGGUUCAUCACUACCUGGGAGACACUCAGAGCAUGGAGCAGUUGGUAGCAGCUACGACAAAUACUUCUUCAACCAUUCCAGGAUGUUAAGCAGACCGCUUGUCGUUGCGCUGACGGCAAGUGCGCUUAAACAUGAACGUGAUAAGUGCGCAAGUACAGGAAUGGACGCUUUUCUCACAAAGCCACUGAAUCCGCAUGCGAUCCUGUCCCGAUGCAGAUGCGACGUGGUCGUAUCUUGUAACGGAGAAGCCUCUAUCGUAUCCACCGGGCUAAUCCGUCCCUUCGCGUCACACAUCAAGGCCGUAGACGACCAAUUCAAAAGCGGCGCGCACCUGAUUAAGCUCGAUCCGCGCGAAUGCCGCGAUUUUCUAGAUCGCCAGCGGCUAAAAAACCCGCUAGCAGCAGCAGCAGCAGCGGGGGAGGAUCAAGCCGAGGAGGACACGCUUCUCGGAUGGUUCACCCUGAAAACCGUCGAGAGGAUUAUAACAUUCGUGAAGUCGCCAGGGCUGCUGGAGCACGCGGUCACGAUCGAGGCGGAGCUGCAGAGCCUAGACGACACCAUCCAUACCCCCGCCGCUGCCUCUGAGCCCUUUCAGGCGGAUCAGCAACUAGACGGCAGCGACGGCAGAUCGGAGGGGGGCCUGAGAGGGGCGACGCCGCUGAGAGACCGGCUCUCGGGGCGACGUGCGUCGUCUCGCUCGCCGUCUCCUGCCCGAAGCCUUAGCGGAUUCAAGACAGAUGCGUCCAGCGAUAGCAGCGAGCGAGAGAGUAACCUGCGCCGCGCCAAGGACGUGCGCGCGGCCAUGCUCAAGCGCGAGCAGGGCGUGGCGAUCGCGCGCGCAGCGGCUGCUGGAUUUUCCCCCGACGUGCUGCCGCUGCUGCUCUGCUUCGCGGAUUGCUUCGGAGCCGUCCGAUUGAAGCACGCGUGCGUGAAGUUUUCCUCCCUCGUCCGCCGCCAAGACUCCGCCUACGCGGAAAGCCUCACGCGCGCGCAACUCGCGCAGUCCGCCGCGCUGGCCGGCGGCGGCGCAAGCGCGGGCGCGGGCAGGGGCGCGGGCGCUGCGCCGCUGCAGCUGUCGUCGCCGCAGCAGCAGCAGCAGCAGCAGCAGGCGUUUGGGCUGGCGGCAGGGCGAGGCGGCGGAAUCUGGUUACCCGACGGCCACGUCGCCGGUAACACGGUUACAGGGACUCCCGGCGGCUAUUACCCCUUCGUUCCUCUGUAUAACGGGGCUAUGCCCGGUGGUAUCCCCGGCUCCAUGGGCCCAGGGAUAUCUCCCCCUGCGGGGACCCCUAUAACUUAUGGCCUCGUCGGUCCUAACGGCGAGAUAUACGCCGUCGCCAGCGGCAGCGGCGGAAUGGCCGGCGGGGUAGGCGGCGCAAUGGGUGGCGUCGGCGGCGCAAUGGGUAUCGGGGGCGCGGGUGCGGGUGGUUGGGGAAGUGCCCCUGGUUUUGUGGGGAGCGGGAGUGGCUAUGGAAGGCCGUCGCAAAUCUCGCCUAUCAUCCGCUCUCAGUCCGCGUAUCAAGUGAGAGCGGGGAGCGGGGGAAGGGGCGCGGGGGCAGGCGGAAUAACAGGUGGAGGAGCAGGAGGAUUUGCGGUGGGAGGCGCAGAGGGAAGGGCGGAGGGUGGGGCGGAAGGAGGAGCAGGGGGAGCAGGUGGCACAGGUGGCAUGGGGGGGGCAGUUGAUAUUCUUAUGGUGACCGCAGAUACUCCCAAAAAGGAUUCCCCGUGGACGAGCGCGGAUGAGGGCAGGGACUAUCUGGGGGAGGUGGAGCUCAGGGGAGGUGGGCAGAGCAGUCCACGUGGCAAAGAAAAUGACCGUAGGUUGGUGCCUGGGGAACUCGAGAUGGAGGUCAUGGGAGGGUGGGCGGGGUUGGAAGACGAGGGGGAGGAAGACGUGAUGAAGGGGGAGGCGUUCCGCAACUCUCUGGAGGCUGGCGCGGGGACGGGCGGAAGGGGAGGCGGGGGGGCGGCUGGAGGGAGAGGUGCGGGGAGAGGAGGUGGGGGAGUGACGGACGCGAGGAGGGCAGUGGGGGGAAGAGGUAGCGGUAAUGUGGCGCCUGGGAUGCGCGCAGGGGGGAUGGGCCCCGAUCUCUACCGCACAGGCAAGCUCGGGCAGCAAAACGGGCAGCAGCGAAUUUCCGUCUCCCAGAACGUUCCUGGCAGCCGCUUGCAGGGAGCAGCUGCUGCAGGGAUAAGGGGCGGGUUAGCUGCUCGGAGGACAGGCAGCGGGGGAGGUGGAAGUGAGAGGGACGUUGAAGGGCUUGUGAGAGGAGGGCGGGUGGUUCGAUCCCAGAGCGCCCACGUGGUGGUGAGGGAGAGCGCAGGGGAGAAGGAGCAGGAGCAAGGGCAGGCGUCCAACAAUGGGCGAGGUGCAUCUGCCGCUCGAUGUGGAGGGGAAGGAGCGUCUGCUGCUCGGGGCCGCGUUGCUGCUGAGAGUGGAGGAGGGAAGGAGCCAGCAGGAGCAGGAAAUGCAGCGGUAGCAGGAGCAGCAGGGAAAGGAGCAGGAGCAGGAGCAGGAGCAGGAGCAGGAGCAGGAGCAUCAGGGGAAAGGCCAGGGAAGAUUGUGGAGAAUGACUAUCCGGUCUUGCUGAGGAACAAGUCUCCUGUUCGAGGAGGUAGGGAAGCUAGUGCGGGGAGUGGUAAGGGGAGCGAUGGGCUGAGUCAGGAGUCUUUGCUUGUGACUUCCCUUGAGUGCUGGAAUUUCAGUGACUAUGGAAAGGCGGCUGCAGGAGCAGCGGCGGGGAAGGCGGAAAGAGGGGGGGCGACAAAGGGAGAAGUGAAUUCAGAUGCUGAUUUCAGCUGGACGCAGGGUGGGGGAAGCAGAGAUGACGGAUUGGGUGUGCAGCAGCAGCAGGAGUGGCAGCAGCAGCAGCAGCAGCAGCAGCAACAGGAGGAGCAGCAGCAGCAGCAGCAGCUGCAGCAGCAGGAGCAGGAGAAUGAACAGGUGGCUAGUGAAAAGAAGAUGGUCCAGAGAAGGAUGUGGAUGUCGGAUAUCAAGUCGAUGAACGCUGCUAACUCUUUGAACGCAACUGAUGUCCCUAAACUGUCUAUGAACGCUGGAGCAGAAGAGCCUGUUCUGCUGCCUGCUGGGAACACCCUCAUGCUGGCGAUGCGCGCUGGAGGCAAGGGUGCAAGGAACGGAGCAGAGACAGCAAAGACAGGAGGGGAGCAGAACCAGGAGGAGUAUUGGAAGGGGGGGGAGAGGAGCCGAGUUGGGAAGGAGAAUAAGCUGAUGCAGCAUUCUCCGUUGACCCAGUCGAGUUCCGCGUCAGGAGUUCCUAACUAUGCGUCAGGAGGAGACACACAGCUGGAGCUGGAUUUCAGGUCCGGUUCGUUUGGAGACAAUGACCUUGGAGGAUGGGGGAUGAAGUUUGCCCAAUCUGCUUCGAUCAAAGCAGCCCCCGGGGGUAGUAGCCCGGGAGUUGUUUGGAAUAAGAGUGUAUUGGGUGAGAAUAACGGCUAUCCGGGGAUUGACGGACCGUUUGGAGUUUUGGAGGAGGUGCCUGUUGAGACAAGGAGGGCGGCUACUGAUGAGCAAGUGCAACUAAAGGAUACAAGGAAGAAGCAGGAGAAGGAGUAUAUUGAAAUGCUGAGAGCCCGCGAUGCAGCAUGGAAGGCGGCAGCUGUGGAGGACUCGCCUGUUGAAAAGAAGAGAGGGUCUAGCCUGAUGAAGAUGAAGCUGACGCCCAACACCAAGGCGGAGGAGGCGCGCGAGCGGAAGGCGGCGGUGGCGGACGAAAAGAAGCGCGCGGCGGAGAAGGCCAAGGAGGACGCGCGAUGGGCGGACGACGCCCCGAAAGGCCGGGCUGCGAAGAAAAAGGAGGAGGACGAGCAGAAGCGCGCGGAAGCCGCCGCGAAACGCGCUGAGAAGAAGCGGCUCGAGGAGAUCGAGGCGGGAGAGAUGGCGAAGAUAUCGGGGAAGGGUGUCUCCCGCGGUGGCGGAGGAGGCGGAAGCUCCGCGAGCGCGGGCGCCGGGGCUCGGCGCGCAGGCGCGGGGAGCAGCGGCGGAGGCGGGGCGAAAGUGACCCAGGCGGAGCUUGCGCGGAUCAAGGAGCGCGAGCAGAAGGAGCUGGAGGGCGCGGAGGCGGAGAGGCGGAAGAAGGCCGCGCGGGUGGCGGAAGAGGCGGAGUAUGCGCGCAUGCUAGAGGUGGAGAACACGAACCGCAUGGCUGUGGCGGUAGAUGCGCGGAACGUGGGGGAGGCGCUGAGCCAGCUGAGCGUGGCUGCGGGGGAGGAGGGGAGCGCCAGUGUGGAUAAGCACCCGGAGAAGAGAAUGAAGGCCGCGUUUAAGGCAUUUGAGGAGGCGGAGCUUCCUCGCAUGAAGCAGGAGCGGCCUGGCUUGACCCUCACUCAGUACAAGGAGCAGAUUUGGAAGGCGUGGAAGAAGUCGCCACAAAACCCCAUGAAUCAACACAUGGCGCUCCAAUCCGUUCCUUUCACCGCCAAAAAAGUGGCAGCUUCAGACAUGGGAUUUCUAGCCUCCCAUUCUCGCUCUUGGGGCACCGAUAGUAGCAGCGGGGGUACUGCAGGUGUUCAGUCCAAUAGUUGCCGCAGUGCAACGAGCGCGGCCCGUGCUGAUCCUUCAAUCAUCUGCAUAGCGCAGCAGCAGAAUGUUUCGUCGCAAGCUCGCGCCGCACUUCCACAUCGCACCUCCACCGGUCCAUCCCCGCGGGAACGCGGUUCAAAACUCCACGGGAAAACGACAAAAACAGUUAGCGUAUCAGUGUCGAUGCGCCUUCACCAGGUAGCACCGGGCGAGACCCUCUUCUCCAUCGCCGCCAGUUACCACCUCCCCUUGGACGCGCUCCUCGCGGUAAACGACAAGCCGUCGCCCGCGGUGCGAGUGGGGGAGGUGAUAUUCCUGCCGGCCGCGGCGAAAGUCGGCGACGUGACGAGCUUCGCGACGGGUCCAAGAGUUACCACGAAUGGCGAUGACUUGGCAGUGUGGAGUGGGGCGGAGGGAGGAGGCGGUAACGUACCUAGUGUCUGCUCGAAUGAGAGAGGGCGGGUGCGCGUUGGCUUGGAGGAAACGCCGCUCGGUGUAAAGGACUCCGAAAUAAAGGUGUCGCAGGACUUUGCCCUGAAAAUUAGAGAAAAACCUGGGGGAAAUUACCCUGGAAAAUACGCGGCUGGUCCGAAUGUCGGGCAGCAGAGGAACGAAUCUGGAGCGCGGGAGGGCGGGAAGACGAGAGGCGGAGGGGGAAGGGAGGGGGGGCUGUUGGGGGGGCGGAAGGAAAGCAGGGAGAGCGGUGGCAGAAGCAGCAAAGAGAGGAUGAGAAGCAAUAGCCUUGAGAAGGGAGAGGAGGCGAGAAGAGGAGGAGCAGUUGCUGGUGCGGGCUUGAGGCGAUUAGAGGUGUGCGAAGAGAGGGAGGUGGUUUCGGCUUUUGCUAGCGUGGGUGCUCCCAAGCUCAAGACAGUCGAGAAUCAGGAGCAUCUGGAGAGUCAGGAGGAUAGGCGUGUGCUGGUUCAAGGCAACGGGCGGCUGUGGGUGGGGGAGAAAGCAGGGAACAGUGAGAUGGCGCAGAGCAGAAAGGAAGUGGUUAGUAGUGCAGAGGCGCGCAGAGAGCAAGGGGGGAGUCAAGAGGAGGGGAGCAGAGCGGAGGGGAGUAUAGUAGAGGAGAAGAGUGAGGAGGGGAGCAGGGGGGAAGAAAGGAGCAGAGAGGGAGGCGGGGGCAGAGAAGAGGGAAUCAAAGAGGAUGAGGGGAUUAGAGGGGAGGAGGGGAUUAGAGGGGAGGAGGAGAACAAGGAGGAGGGGAUUAGAGAGGAGGGGAGUAUGGGAGAAGAGAAGGGUAGGGUGGUGGUAUGUGAGGAGGGGUUACCAUUGGAGGAAGUGCGGAACUGGAGUGUGGAGGAGGCAAUUGCAGCCAAUGCAGAGGUUGCAAGGAAGAUGGGGCUGCAGCAGGCGUGA
Closterium sp. Yama58-4 is the source of this 10932-nucleotide messenger RNA. The record is from the annotation of a GenBank genome assembly. Lineage: Eukaryota; Viridiplantae; Streptophyta; Zygnematophyceae; Desmidiales; Closteriaceae.